Anneissia japonica is the source of this 2307-nucleotide messenger RNA. RefSeq names its product somatostatin receptor type 2-like. The transcript has a single exon. NCBI's taxonomy places the organism in Eukaryota, Metazoa, Echinodermata, Crinoidea, Comatulida, Comatulidae. The record is from RefSeq and is a predicted model, not a curated record. Gene Ontology annotation, molecular function: G protein-coupled receptor activity. Bases 872 to 1834 code for a protein of 320 amino acids. Gene Ontology annotation, biological process: G protein-coupled receptor signaling pathway. Gene Ontology annotation, cellular component: membrane.
GCGAUACGUGUCUAAUACAAAUUUAAUUGUUUAAUUGUCGACAUAGAACAUUGAAUGGUAAGUGCUCGGAAGAUGAAACCAGAGAACCAACUUACAAUACAUAAGUGAAUGCAUUUAAUGUUGAGAUGUGAUUUCGACAGUUUCAUUUUCGUUAGAUUGUCUUAGAUUACCUAUAGGCAUCAAAAUUACUUGUCAUCCAUAUCAGUGAACUUCGUUUAUCUAGACGCGACUACUAAAACGGCGGCCGGAAUAUAAACGCACUUAUUGAGCAAACUGGCUCUGGCCUUAAUGUUUGCUUGAAGUUCAUUGAACAAUGACGUAAUGUGUUUCCUCGUUUGAAACUAGGAGCUUCCUUUUCAAUAUCAUUUGCAUUGAGGUAAUCAGAGACACUGCAUCCCGGAGACAUGGAAUGUUUUGUUCAAUAUUGUAACUGUUUGAUGAGCACGAUAAACACGAAGGCAACAGGAGCAGGCGCACGUAAAACAAUCGUGAUGGUAUCCCUGCUGACACACUGAAGUCACAAUUGUCUUGGGUAAUAUUCUGUUCACACACAGGCUUUGGAUUUCAUAACCGCACUUGCUCGUUCUUUUCGUUAAAGUUAUUAUUCCCGUCGAAUAUAAUAAACAAAUCAUUUGCACUCAAUCCGUAGGCUUGUAUUUUGAGAUGUGAUAUUUGAAAACAGAAUAAACACGACGGUCAUAGUAGGAGCACUUUCGGCAAACAUUCGCUAUCGUAUCCUAACAACGUUUGUAAGUCACAAGUCCUCGUUAAUCAAUCUGUUCACAUGGAUUUCAUAAGCGCACUUAUUAGCUCGUUCUUUUCGUUCGUUUAAUUGCGUUUGUUAUUAAAACACCUUAACCGAAGUGAGAGAAUGGUUAUGAAUUUGAAUCUUAGCUGGGCAUGGGGCAAUGAGACUUUGCGGCCUGAUGGACGUGCUUGGUUCUGCAUUUAUGCAUUCACUGGUGUGAUCGGUAUCUUUGCGAACGUUUUGGUGCUGGUAGUGUUCCUUCGGAAUUUGCCUGGCCACCGAAAUAUUACUGCUAAAUUAAUCAUCCACCAAUCAAUAAUCGAUUUGAUGUCCAGUGUUGUAUUUCUACCGUUUUAUAUCAUUCCGGAGGGAUGGCUGAUACAAAACGAAGAUGCAGGCGAAGUUUUUUGUAAAGCUCGCACUAUUUUCUGGGUUCUAGCCACAUCAUCAACUACCAACCUCGUAUUUAUUACAAUAGAACGGUACUAUGCUAUUGUUUAUCCUAUCAAACACUAUGUUCAUUUCAAAAACGGAAAGUUUUAUCAAGCUCUGCCGAUAAUAUAUAUAUACGGGUUCCUGGGAAUGGGUCAUCUCGUAUUUGUUGCGGAUAUUAAUGAAAAUUAUUAUUGCUAUUAUAAUUGGGAAGAGACAAGUGAAAAUCUCCAGUUUAUUAUUGGAAUUAUAAGCUUCUGUUUUACAUGGUUGAUCCCGACUUCAAUAAUUAUCUAUGUUUACGCAACGAUUAUUUUUACGUUGCGCAAUAUGCACCGCGGAUUUCCGGACGGUGGCGGAACCGUUGGUAGUCGACGGCGGUACCUUGCUCAGAAAAACCUCAUCAAUACAUUCAUUGCCGUGUCCGUAGCUUAUGCCGUUUGUUGGACACCCGACAUGUUUCUCUACCUUACUUUCAAUGUUACGUCAUCUAGUUACCCAGAUAUGGAUGGUAUUGCUCAUCGCAUAACUGUGUUUUUGUCUGUCUGUAAUAUGGUUGUUAAUCCGUUCAUAUACGCAUUUAAAUACCGAGAUUUUAAGACUGGAUUGUCUAAAAUGUUUAGUGAUAUAAAGGUAACAUCGAGAGGAAAUUAAGAACAUGAUGAAAAAAAUGUCAUGAUGUCUGUACAGAUUUUUAGUUCGGACAAAGAAUCAACCUGAUAUACGUGUUAUAUAAUUCAUAACUAAAACAGUUUUGUGAUGUAUGCACCUGUAAUAUUGUACUUAAUAAUGUAGGCAUUGCUGUUAUUUUUUACACGGCAUAGUGCAAUCAAGGAUCUGUUUUCGCGAGUCGAAUGAUUCGUCAGUCGCAUAAUAUUUACUGGUAUUCAUUUAUUUAUCAAAACUUGUCUAGGCAGGGUUACAUAUAACAGAACAAACAUUUUGUAUCCUUGCUUAUGAAAUAAACGGUAAAAAUACUAAUUACCGCUAUGAUAUUAAUAUUGAAUAGAGGGGUUUUGCUAAGUCUUUACAUAAGAUUGCCGGUUUGUGUAUAGGCAUAGAUCUUGUUUAUCCAUGCUAAUGAAACUUAUGAUAACAGACCUUCAAUAUCAAAUAUCGUGAUUAUA